GUUCAUUUGAACUGCCAUGGCUUUUGCGUCCCGUGUCAUUUGCUCAACUGUUCUCAUUGUCAAUGUUUGGACCGUGGGUACCUUGAGUCGUGACGAUAUUUCUGUCCAACAAUAAGCGCCCUAAACAUCCCACGCCCCUCGUUCCGAAAUUCACCGCUUCUCUGAAUCUCUCAUUUCAUUUCAACCACUUUAGCCCCGACUUUAGCAUUAAUCCAUUUCCGUCAAAAAGCACAAAAAGCAUUACAUUGCAUCACCCUGUGGCAAACGAUGAGCUCAAUAACAUCCUUCUUCUCCUCGUUCCUUCCGACUAUCCAAGCUGAGGCUCCAGCCGUGGAAAAGCCUGUAGACGAGGUGAAAGAGUCUGAGGAGGAGGGGAAGGAGGAGGAGAAAGAGGAGGAGAAAGAGGAGGAAGAAGAAGAAGAAGAACCUGAAGAUACCCACCCCGCUAUCCGAGACGAAUGCCAAAAUUCCGCUAAAUGCGCACCGUUGUUAAAGCACUUCGAGCAUUGUCAAGAAAAAGUCCAAGCUGGUGAGGGGUUCAAAGGAGAGGAUUGUGUAGAAGAAAUGUUCCACAUGAUGCACUGCGCCGAAGAAUGCGCCGCACCCAAACUCUUCGCUCAACUCAAAUAAUCAAUCACUUUCCCAUUGAACGGAAUCCUUGUCGUCCCAUAGAUGAAGAUGAAGAUGAAGAUGUGGAUGUAGGAGCGGUAGAAAAAUUCCCAGACCCCCCUCCCUACCCCUAGCCUACCCCUACCCCUAGUAUAUGUAUAUGUACAUGGUACACAAGAAGUCGUCCGUCCGUCGUCCCGUCCCGUCCCGUAUCGCAGGAAAAAAAUGAAUUUUAUCAUGUUAUGUUAUGUUAUGUAGAAGAAGAAGGAAGAAGAAGAAGAUUCUUCAUGUUUCUGGGUACUUACUUAUCGUAAUUCACACAUGGUUACAUGGUUACAUUGUUGGGGGCUCCAUGAUCCCGAC
Lentinula edodes (shiitake mushroom) is the source of this 972-nucleotide messenger RNA. Its product is annotated as ubiquinol-cytochrome C reductase hinge domain-containing protein. Gene Ontology annotation, biological process: mitochondrial electron transport, ubiquinol to cytochrome c. Bases 268 to 630 code for a protein of 120 amino acids. NCBI's taxonomy places the organism in Eukaryota, Fungi, Basidiomycota, Agaricomycetes, Agaricales, Omphalotaceae. The record is from RefSeq and is a predicted model, not a curated record. The transcript is spliced from 4 exons.